This is a messenger RNA of Paramecium sonneborni, 2616 nucleotides long. The record is from the annotation of a GenBank genome assembly. NCBI's taxonomy places the organism in Eukaryota, Ciliophora, Oligohymenophorea, Peniculida, Parameciidae.
AUGUAAUUUGUGAAUUAAACUCCAUCCCCAAAGAAAUCACUUAAUACAAUACAAGGUCAAUAAGGAAAAACAUAUAAGAAAAUAAAGUCUGUGAAAAAGACUUCAAAAUAAUUAGAGAUUCCUCUUAUUUCCACUUAGCGAACAUUAAAGACUACAGAUUAAAUUUUAUCUUAACGAAGUCCUAUUACUGCUACAACAAAAACAACAAAAUAUACUAUUGAAACAAAACGGAGUAUGUCUCCUGAAGAAAUAAAAACUUUUAGAAAAAGUAAUAAGACAUAAAAAAAUUAGAAAGACACCAAUAAGACAAAACAAAAAUCUCCUUUAUCUUCUGAAAAAUAAUAUCCUAUCAACAAAUUGUUUAUACAAGAAUACAUAAAGGAAAAAUAGAAAUCAAUUCAGUUGAAAGAAAAACUUAGUUAAUAGAAAGUCUUAAAUGAUAAAUAAAAAAAGUAUUUUAGAUAAAUUUAUAUUUGUUAGAUUAUUCAAUCUGUAAAAAUUAGAAUUAGAAACUAAAAAGAUAUUUCAAAAUACUAAAAAAACAAAAAAGAAAACUUCUAAAAAAAAAAAGUUAAACAAUAAAAAAUUUAAUUAGAUUAUUAAAAGAUUUGAAGAAUUAUCCAAAAGGUAUGAAAAAGUUCAACUUGAUUAAAUUGCUAAAUUUUAAUUAGAAGUAGCUAAACAUUAAUAAUCUUAUUAAACUUAAACUGACAAUUAAUCCUAAAUUAAUAUUAAUUAAGAUGAAUUAGAUAUGUUUGAUGAGUAUUAUUAACAUUAAGCAGCAUUAUUAAUUUAAAUUCAUUGGAGAGAAUAUAAAAAAUAAAAAGAGAACAAGAAAUAGAAAAAAAAUAAAGCAUCAUUAUCUAAAUUUUAAUAAAUCAGCUUAGAUUUAGAAUAACAAUAAUUGGUAUCUUAAUAAACAUCUCCAAGCAAUUAUGAGGAUGGUUUUCUAUUUUGUUAAGGAGGAGAAAAAUAAGUUCAUAUUUCAAAUAUAAGAAGUUCAAUAAUUUCUGAAGAAUCAUCCCCUGUUGUUAAUUAAUUAAAUUAAGAAUUUGAAAAUUGGAAUCUAUUUACUUAAAGAAUAGUUAAGGAUAAAGAUAUUACAAGCAUAAAUAAAUAAAUGUAAUAAUAGAUUAUAUCUAUUAUUUAAAAUCAUUUAAAAUAAUCUCAAAAUAUAUCAGAAAGAAAGAGUGAAAAUGAAAUAAUAUAAGAUAGAAGUAUGAAUAAACAUCAAAAAUAAUUAAGUGAAGAUCUGUCUAAAACAAAUGUAUUAAUGUUAUAAAGAAAAUCUUAAUUAGAAGAAAACUUAGUAUUAAAUUAUAGAGAGGAAGCUUUAUAUCUUAGAUAUGAUGUAGAAUAAAAAAAUACUUCAGAAAAAGAUCAUUAAUUACUUGAAGAUUGGUUGAAUAAGGAAUUAGAAGAUUUAUAAAACACAAGAAAAGCUUUUGAGAUGGGUCACCGAAGAGAAAUCUCAACAAUAAAAAAAAUAUAAAGAGAUAUACUAAUAGCAUCAGCAGAACUGUAGAAUGAUCCAUAGGAUACUUUUUAGAUUUAACUAAUAUAAUAAUAAAUAGAUGAAUAAUUUAAUGGUCUAAAGGUUACAAAACAUAAUGAUAAAUCAUAAUAAGAAAUAUAAGAAACAGUAGAUUUAGUAACUACUGAAAUAUUAAAUGAAAUGAUGAUAGAUGUCGCUGAUGAAGUAUUAAAUAAAAAAGAUGAUCUUUACUUAAUUAUUUCAAAUCUUAUUGUUAAUUAGGAUGAAUCACCUUGUGUUCCUACUUCAAUGGCUGAUAUCGAAUAAUAUAUAGACAAUCUCUUUUAAUAUAUAUUAAAAAAUCAUAAAUAAUCCCUAGUUCUAAAUUUGAAUACUUCUUUUGGAUUUACUCCUAUUUAAAGACUGAGAUUAAUUCAUGGAAAUGAAGAUGAUGAUAUUGAUAAUAAUAAAGAAUUCUAAGAAUAAAUUGCAUUCCCAAUAGAUGAGACUAUUUUUGUAGAAUAUGAAAAUUAGAGAAUGCCAAUAACAGAAAAUGAAGAUGAGAUUGGUAGUGCUAUUUUGGAGUUGUAGCAUAUUCAUAAUAAAGCAAUAUUUGAUGCUUGUAAUGAAGUUUUGAAUCGUUAUAGACCUUAUUAUUAUAGUAAAUAUUUAAAUAAAUUAAGAUUCUGGUAUAAAAUAUCCAUGGGAAUAAAAGGGAAUUAGUUUAUAAACAAUUACAAAUGAAAGAUUAACUCAAAUAUUGGAAGAAGUGAAAUCAAUAGUAUUAAAAUAAAGCAAGAUUUUGUGUGGAUUUUACCCAACUGAAGAUUAUGAAAUAAUUAAAGAAGAAAAAUAAGAAAUAAUUGAAGAGAAAAAUAUAUUGAUGCUAAUGCAACAAUUAAAUUUAGUUGAAAAUCCUUUAUUAGUUGAUACUAAUAUUUAAUUUGAUAAUUUGGCAUUAAUUAGAGAUGAGUAAUUAUACAAAUUACUUGUUGAAGAUGUAAAUUAUUUAGAAUAUGUUAUAGAAUAAAGAACAAGAAUAUAAAUGGAUGUUAAUUGAGGAUGAAAAAGCUGAAUAUUUAAUGGAAUUAAGUGAUUAAAUUUUAGAGAAUCUUAUAGAGGAAUUUUCGAGAGAAUUGUGA